Molecule: messenger RNA, 439 nt
Organism: Anopheles bellator
Lineage: Eukaryota; Metazoa; Arthropoda; Insecta; Diptera; Culicidae
Gene: NdufV3
Exons: 1
Coding region: 88-402 (104 amino acids)
Cellular component (GO): mitochondrion
Source: RefSeq, a predicted model, not a curated record
AGCGAACAGCUGACAUUUGACGGUGCAGCACAAUCGAGUCGUUGGGUAAUCAGUGUUUUGAGCACGGUGACCGCAAAGUUUUUCACGAUGAUUCGCCAGGCCUUGUGGAAAAACGGCAUUGCUCUCCGUCUGGUGGCCACCAGAGCAUACAGUCAGCCUUCGGGUGCUGCUGGUUCCAAGGUUCCGGCAUCCGGCGGAUCACAACCGGCGGCUCCGUCUGGCGACGUUCCUGGGCUGAGUUCGCGGUGUGUUAUGAAGAAGGAAGGUCCUAUUGGCCCGGGUGCGGACAGGAACGGAGAGUACAAGGUGCCGGAAUACUUUAGCUACGACCAAACCAGCUACUUCGAGGCCGAGAUCGAAAUGUCCAAGUUCCGGAUCCCGCAGCCAUCGGCCAGAAACUAGUUGUAAAUAAAAAGAAACCGGAGCCGUAGACAGUAUA